AAGCAUUAUCACAAGUGCACUGAGGUGUGUAACGCUGAACAACUAUCACGUUAGACGUUUAUUAGCACAUUGUUUUUAUAUACAUCGAAAUAUAAUUGUAUCUGUAGAGAUAUUUAAACUUUUACAUUGAAGCGUCUUCAAUAAGAGUUCUGGGAAACAGUAUUCGCUUUUUAAGAUGCAGUGCACUGGUUUUCUAUUCCUUGUUUAUUUUUGUUGUGCCGGGGCUUAUAAGAUUUUGGUGAUAAGUCCAAUGCCAGCUAAAAGUCAUUCUAUACUAACAGAUGCAAUUGUCAAACAUCUAUCCAGUGCUGGACAUGAGAUAACUUACGUGACAGUUUUCAUUCCUGAGAAACCUUCGCCAGGUGUCACUAUUGUAGACGUCAGUGAAAAUUUUAAAAUAUUCGAUCAAGAUGAGUCAAUUAAUAUCAAAAAAGUACUAGAUAAAACUGAUGAGAGUUCUAGUAUCAGAAGUAUGUUGUCGCUGAUAAUGAAUUUAGGUAACAGAACAUUAUCUAAUCCAAAUUUUCAGAAACUGCUGAGUGAUAAGAAUGAAUAUUUUGAUGUUCUCAUUAUUGAAUGGAUGUUCACUGAAGUGUAUGCCGGACUUUCCAAUGUCUACAAUUGCCCUUACAUCUGGUUUUCAUCUGUGGAACCACAUUGGAUGAUAUUAGAUUUAAUAGAUGAAUCCCCGAAUCCAUCGUACAAUUCAGACAUCACCUCUGAUAGUGUCCCGCCAUUUACUUUUCUGCAACGUGUUAAGGAGCUAUCUUUCCAGGCUUUGGGCAGACUUUUACGUUAUUAUUACACAUCAUCUGUGGAAAAACAACUUUAUGAGGAAUAUUUAAUACCGCACAUAAAGAGCCGAGGUGGAGAAAUUUUCUCUUUGGAUACUUUAAAAUAUAAUGCAUCAUUGCUGCUAAGUAAUUCUCACGUAUCCUUGGGUAUGCCAGUGAGACAUCCGGCAAAUUUUAUCCCUAUUGGAGGAUACCAUAUUGAUUCCAAUGUUAAGCCUUUACCCCAGAAUCUGCAAUCAAUAAUGGACAACGCUACACAUGGAGUUAUUUACUUUAGUAUGGGAUCUAAUUUAAGAAGUAAUCAUUUUCCGGAUGAAAUCAAACAAUCUCUGUUGAAAAUAUUUGGUAAAUUAAAUCAAACUGUUCUUUGGAAGUUUGAAGAGGAUCUUCCAAACCGCCCCAGCAAUGUGCACAUCUUGCAAUGGGCACCACAACAGAGUAUUUUAGCACAUAAAAAUUGUAAACUAUUUAUAACACACGGCGGUCUUUUAUCAACAACAGAAACGAUCCAUUUCGGCGUACCCAUCAUCGGCAUACCUGUCUUUGCCGAUCAAUACGUUAACGUUGAUAGAUCUGUGAAGAAAGGUUUUGCUAAAAGAGUCUAUCUUUCCUAUACAAUGGCUUCAGAAUUGCAUGAAGCUAUAAUUGACAUCCUCAGGGAUCCAAAAUACACGCAAAGAGUAAAGGAAUUGUCUUUGAUUUACCACGAUCGAAUAGCGACUCCUGAUAAAGAGUUAAUACAUUGGGUGGAACAUGUGGUGAAGACUCGAGGCGCACCACACUUGCGGUCGUUAGCAUUUUCGGUCAACUGGUAUCAAAAGAUCUAUCUAGAUCUAAUUCUAGUCGUAACUUUAAUUUUCACAACCGCUUUUUUUAUUUUAAACUAUUGUUUUAAUUUUAUUAAAACGAAAAUGGUUAAAAAAAUUAAAAAAAAUUAGGUGUAUACUGAUCAAUUUUAAUAAGAUAAAAAUAUUUAAUAAAUAGUUAAAUUAUAUUUGG
This is a messenger RNA of Danaus plexippus (monarch butterfly), 1793 nucleotides long. RefSeq names its product UDP-glucosyltransferase 2-like. The record is from RefSeq and is a predicted model, not a curated record. Bases 176 to 1732 code for a protein of 518 amino acids. The transcript is spliced from 9 exons. Lineage: Eukaryota; Metazoa; Arthropoda; Insecta; Lepidoptera; Nymphalidae. Gene Ontology annotation, molecular function: UDP-glycosyltransferase activity.